This is a messenger RNA of Malus domestica (apple), 681 nucleotides long. RefSeq lists its product as uncharacterized. The record is from RefSeq and is a predicted model, not a curated record. NCBI's taxonomy places the organism in Eukaryota, Viridiplantae, Streptophyta, Magnoliopsida, Rosales, Rosaceae.
AUGGCAGAGACUAACGGCUCUCUGCAACAAACCCACCUACAAAACCAAGCUUUUCAGUCGCUAUUCCAAGCCCUCGACCCCAUCGCUCUCAUUCUCUCACAGAACCCUAACCCAGAUCAGCAUCCAGUCCCCCUGAGGUUCGCCACCGAGAGCUACUCCAUGGAGAGAGGACCCAGAUACAGAGCCUACGCGGAACUCAGAGAAUCGCGGCUAAGGAGGAAGUACAUGAGCCCAGAGGAGUCCGAAGAACCCGAAUCGAAACCGACCCCAUUGAAGAAACAAGUCAAAUUUCAGACCCAUCUGACCGAUUCGCGAAAAGGGUCUUCCGUUCUCGCUCAAUCGGUGCCUGAUUUCUCAGCCGUGUUGCGGAAAGAGAACCGCAAGCCGCCGUCGAGGCUUCCGUCGAUGCAGGAGAUGACUCCGCCGGCGAAGAGUUGGGCGAAAGCGGCGGACGGGGUUCUGUCGAAUUCAAGAGGGAGUAAAUCGGCGAUCGCGGGAGAGAAGAGGCACAACAAUGGUCGAGGCAUCAUGGGGAGGAAGAGCUACGCGAGUAUGGAGGAGUUGAAGGGGUUGUCGUCCGCCGCCGCUAAUGCUAUUAGCGGCGAAAACAGGGGUGGAAGGAAUGCCAACGGCAAUGGCAGAGCAAUGCCAAAGACUGUUUUGGGGUACAGACAGUUCUGA